Messenger RNA from Hypomesus transpacificus, 1232 nucleotides. RefSeq names its product mucin-3B. The transcript has 10 exons. The record is from RefSeq and is a predicted model, not a curated record. Lineage: Eukaryota; Metazoa; Chordata; Actinopteri; Osmeriformes; Osmeridae. Bases 1 to 1116 code for a protein of 371 amino acids.
AUGUCACCUGAGAGCAAAUGCAAAAAAGCUGACUGUAACUGUUUUGGAGCUCCUUGUGUAUUCAAUGACACAUUUGGAAGAUGUAUAUGCCACUGCUUGGAUUUCACUUUCGGAGAUACAUGCAUCUUCGGGAACAACGAAAUCACCGCUGCAUUAGAUAUUAAAUCAGUGCCCACCAGAAAGCUGAACAUCUCUUUGAGAAUUGACAUAGAAUUUCACCCUGCUUACAGUGAUCUACACUCCACAGAAUCUGCGUCAUUCAUCGAUGCAUUGAUCAAGGAGCUAAUGUUUCUUUGCAAGACAGCAGAUCCACAAAACUUUAAGAACGUAGAAGUCAUUAAUCUCAGAAGAGGAAGUGUCAUUGCGGACACUGAAGUUCAAUACAACUAUCCCAACAAUGACUCUCAAAUACAUUUUCUAAACACUGGAUUGAAAUCCACAUUGCUAAAUAUCCUAAAUAACACAUAUAACUUGAAUAACAUUAGUCAAGCCUUUGGGAAUGUGAGCAUAGAAGUGAGGAAUAUCGCCUUACAGCCAACAGAAAUUAUGAAUAUCACAGAUCUUAGGCCAUACAUCACCUGCGAGAAAUUUGCCAACUACACUCCAGAAGUCUCUGAUGGGUCAUGGAAGUGUCAUGGUCCUUGUUUGAGAAACCCUAAUUACUGUAAUGGACAUGGACAAUGCCUCAACAAUAUACAAACUGGACCAAUCUGUCGGUGCUAUGAUUCUGGAGUGGAGCAAUUCACUGGACCUCAGUGUGAAAUGUUCCACUGGGGCCCAGGGUUCUAUGGUGCUGUCUUUGGAUCACUGUCAGCAGCUCUUCUCCUCAUGGUCGUAGUCAUUGUGGUCAUUGUUCUUCACACGAGGCGUCAAGGAAUAUGGAACAGGGGGCAGUCACCCAGAGCCCGUAGACUGAGUGCUCUUGAUGAGGACUUCUUUGACUUCUCAAACACAGACUCUGAAUCCAGUAAUCUACCUGGCAGAAGCAGAGAGUACAACAUAAAAAACAAUCUAGGUUUUGUAGGAGAUUUCACCCCAGGGGUUUUCAGACCACAUCUUGAGCAUGUGGACACAUCCUUAAAUGUGAGGACUAAACGUCCAGAGAUCGGUUCUUGAAAGGCUAAAUCUACUGGGAGCUGCCUGAUUGAUUUUCUAUUUGAACAAAAAGCUGUAUCUAUUAUCAUGUAUACUUUCAGUUUGUAAUUUUUCUUGACAUGAUUUUACAUUUCAUU